AUGUCUCCCACGGAACUUCACCCCGGUACCAAGGGUUUCUCGGACGCGGCCUCAUAUGACGCGUACCGGCCCUCGUACCCGCCCGAGGCGACGCAGCGGUUCCUGUCGCAUCUGAAGAUUGCCGACUUUGCACAUGCCAAUGUUCUCGACCUGGCGGCGGGCACGGGCAAAUUGACAGAGGUUCUGGCCGCUAGGCACGAGAGCUUCAAUGUCGUGGCUGUGGAGCCUCAUGCGGAGAUGCGCGCACAGCUGGAGAGGAAGGCGUUGAAGGGCACGGUGGUGAGGGAUGGGUUUGCGGCCAAGGUGCCAUUGGAGGAGGAGUGGGGCGAUGCGUUCGCAAACGAGGAUGCUCUCAAGGAGAUCCACCGCGUCUUGAGACCUACAGCUGUGCUGGGUUUGAUCUGGAAUAUUGAAGACUACAACAAGCCAAAGCAUUGGCAAGCCAGCACGCCAUGGGAGCAGUCACUAAACGAGCUGGUCUUUAGCCUUGGCACCGACGGCCAGCCCCGCUUCCGCGACUUCGUCUGGAAAGACGUCUUUGACCGGCAGCUCGACUCGAACCCGCUCAAGGCCGUCAAGGACGUUGUGCUCGAGGGUGGGCGGAAGAUGCCCCUCUUCAGCGUUCCUGUUGGCGAGGGAAAGGUGCCCUUCACCGUCUGGCUUACGCCCGAGGCGGUGUGGAACCGUAUCCGUACGCUGAGCCAGAUUGCUGUGCUGGAGGGCGCGGCAGCCGAGGGUUUCAAGGACAGGUUUGAUGAGAUUCUGGCGGGAGAGACGGUCGAGAAGAAUGAGAAGGGGGAGGUUGCGCUGCAUGGCGUCACAUAUUUCGCGUGGACUUCGAGGUUGUGA
Messenger RNA from Colletotrichum chrysophilum, 849 nucleotides. RefSeq lists its product as uncharacterized. The transcript has 3 exons. The coding region runs from base 1 to 849 and encodes 282 amino acids. Lineage: Eukaryota; Fungi; Ascomycota; Sordariomycetes; Glomerellales; Glomerellaceae. The record is from RefSeq and is a predicted model, not a curated record.